UGCUCUUGGUAUCCUUCAUUUUUCAGCUCUAUAAAAUAUUUCGUGAUUAUUAUGCUUCUAAUAUUCGCUUGAAUUUUCAUGCAAAAAUUUACAACUGAGCGCUCCUGUGACGUUGGGAGCUCAACGAUGUUUUGAUUCGAAAUAGAAUUUUUUCGAAAACUGAACUGAUUAACGAUCGCUUCAAUCAAAGCAACAACUCCUUAAUACUCUAAUUAUUUCACAUGAAUCAAUAGCUUCACGAAAGUAAUUCCCUAAGAGAGAGGACUGAACAUCAGAUUUUUAGUAUGAGUGAAGCGACGGUUUUGGUGAACCGAUCAGCUGGCUUGCCGUCUCUACUACUGCUGUCCUCUACCAGCGCAGACAGACGCAGGAUGUCCAACGAUACAACUUUAACAAGCAUGCAUCCGAGCCCUCAAGCAGGAUCAAGCUCCUCGUCUGCAAAAACAUCCAGGGAAAAUCAAGGGCAAGAAUCCCAAACAAUUUCCGACUCACCAUUAUUGAGAAAUUUUGUCGAUGCCUCACGGGCCAUCGACCGCCGCUCGCCUUUGAUCAAAGAAGAUGGAAGAGGCUCGCUUGACCAGCACAAGAACACCGGCGUCUUGCUGGACGUCCAGUCUUUGAUGAAUGGCGAAAAUGAUAUUCACUUCCAGUCUCUGGCUCUCAACAAAAAGGCCAUUUUUUCUCAGGCUCUACGGCCAAGCAAUGGAAAAGAAACCGAGGAGCCACUCGCUCUUCCUGCUUCUUUGCCGCGUUCUACUGACGGAAAGUACACACCUAUUUCCCCUACGACUAAAUCCUCCACUAUUCUUUCUUCGUCAUCUUCUGGAUCAUCAUCAUCUUCUUCCACGUCUUUUAUUGUAAGUCCAUCUCUCUCAACGGCCACGUCUGGAGCAGCAGAAUCUACGAAAGCGGAGUUGGUUCGAGAAAAUCGUACAGAAGGUGGAAUCGUUCAGUCACGAUUGCAAAACGAAAGCCAAAUUUGCUGCACCAAAUUUGACUACAGCAAGAACGGCAAUGACGCGCGCUCAUUUUUUGGAGACUCAAAUGGCACUAACUUCGGGAAAGGAAGUUCGCACGACGCUGCAGCAAGAGCUGGGCUGCAGCUCGUCAGCCCCAUAAUGGCUUGUGAAAAACUCGAAGAAAUUGUCGAGGAUGCGAGCAAUCCAAACGAAAGUGAGUUUUUACUGUCAUCUAAGACCAAGGCUUGCGACAGAAACCCUGUGGAUGAUUCUUCAGUCAACAAAGAUGACAAAGCCGCGCGGGGAUCUUUCUCUUUCACCCCGGAGACUCUGGAGAGAAGACACAAAUGCAGAGGCAAAAAUGAGGCUAAACGAAUGGGCUUUAUCAACGGCUCCGCCACGUCUAGAGCUCUUCACGUCACUAGAAGAUCGAGGUGCGGCCAAGUGUCCGGGGCAGAGCGUGGCGUGUGGCUGACGCUCGUGGUGGCGCUGCUCGCCGUCAUCGCCGCCCUCGCCACCGUCAUCCUCCUGCGCCCCCACGCCCGACAAUUUUUUAACGGCACCCAAGGGCGUCAGAACGCCCCCAGCAGCAGGUCACAGGUGCGGAGCUCUGUGUCGUCGGCGCCGCCUACAGGAGCGAAUGUUUGCUACAGUCCUGCGUGUCUUAGAGCCUCAUCCCGCCUCCUGGACAGCAUGGACAGAACUGUGGACCCUUGUGAUGACUUCUAUCAGUACACGUGUGGUCAGUACGUCAAGGACCACGUCGUGCCUGACGAUGCUCACUACAGGUCUGCCAUGCAGCAGAUGCAGGAAGACGUGCUCGUCAUCAUCAGAAAAAUGUUGACAGCAGAAGAAGAAGAGAACGAAACAGAGGCCAUGGGUAAAGCCAAAAGACUCUAUCACUCUUGCAUGAACACAAGCUUCACAGUUCACCAGCAAGACAUGGCAGACUCGCCUAUUUUUGAGAUAUUGACAGAGGAAAAGCUGGGCUUGUGGCCCAUCUUAGACGACAGAUGGACCGACGACAUGUACGAUUUGGAAGACCUGCUUGGACACCUCACGGUCUACCAAGUGAACACGUUCUUCGAUUCUUACAUCACGCCCGAUGAGAGAAACUCAUCAAUGUAUUCUUUGCAGUUCUACAAAGGGUCACCGGCGUUGUCGAGAAGUUACUACCUGAACACUAGCAACGAGGAAUACCGAGGCUACAUGAAGACAUACAGAGCCUUGCUCUCAGAGACGCUCGUGGCGCUCUUGCCUGGAGAUAGCAAACCAAAUGAAACUCACAUCGACGACCUCAUCGAGUUCGAGACAAGAUUCGCUAACAUCAGCGUUCUGCGUGCCUGCGAGACAAGCUCAGCUAAUCUCACGGAAGAGGAGCUUCAGCAAGCGGAGGACGAGACCAACCCGAGGCUGUCCGUGGCAGACCUGGAACUCAAGUUCCCGCAGAUCUCGUGGUCACGGCUGCUGCGUGGGACGCUGGUGCGUUUCCCAGACUUGGGCUUGGACGUGGAAAGCCUCGUGGUGACGCUCUACUGCAUCCCCUACGUCACCGAGCUCACCAGUCUUCUCGACGACACACCCAAAAGUUAUGGCUGA
Molecule: messenger RNA, 2558 nt
Organism: Hyalella azteca
Lineage: Eukaryota; Metazoa; Arthropoda; Malacostraca; Amphipoda; Hyalellidae
Exons: 10
Coding region: 285-2558 (757 amino acids)
Biological process (GO): protein processing
Cellular component (GO): plasma membrane
Molecular function (GO): metalloendopeptidase activity
Source: RefSeq, a predicted model, not a curated record